AUGACCAAACAGCGGGGCAAGGGCCAGCCAAAGACGACGACGACGACGACGAGCGCGAAGGACGACCCGCCGGCGAACACUCGGGUGGUGCCAUCGAUCAACCUGCGGACGAAGUACUACUCGGUGGUCCCGCUCCAUCUGCUCUUCAUCCACUUCACCGUCUACUAUCUGCCUGGCAAGAUCCUCAGCAGCCCCGAGGAUGGCCAUCCGGCAGCAGCAGGAGGAAUCGGGCCGAGCGUCCAGCAUCUCGUCCGCCACCCGAUCCGCUCUCUGGCCCUCAUCAACCUCGGCACGCUGCUCGUCCAGCUCUGGUUCACCAACUUCCUCCGCUCCUGGAGGAACUCGCUCGUCGGUCCUGCCGAUCCCUCGGCCUCUUCGGAGAAACGCCGGCCGCUGCCCGAGAAACGUGUGCUGGCCAGCCAGCUCAAGAGGCUCUUCCUCAGCCUCAUCUCUGCCCCUCCCUCCGAGUUCCCCAAACGACUGGCCAAGGAACUCGACCCCAAGCUACGCGCGCUGAUCAGCCGGGCUACCUUGCUUCUCAAAGAAGCCCUUCUCAUCAACACCGUGAUCUUGCUCGCUCUUACCGCCCUACUCGUCCUCCUCGGCGCAUCCACAUCCUCGUUGUCCCAGCUGCUCAAGAACCUCGGACUGGCCUGCUUCCUGGGGCUGCUCGCCUUCUUCCCCGCCUCACUCUUACUCGGAUGGAACCAGGCCAGAGAGAAGCCCAACUGGAUCCGCAUCUUCUCCACCUUCCAACCAAAGAACGAGGUCGAGGUCGCCCUCCUCUUCCCCGCUUUUGGCGCCUGUAUUGGUACCUGGCUUGGUGCCAUCCCGAUCCCACUAGACUGGGACCGUCCCUGGCAGGCUUGGCCAAUCACCUGUCUCGUUGGUGCUUCUGUGGGCCACGCCAUCGGAUCCGUCGCCUCCGUCAUCCACUCCGCUCUCUAUUCAUCCCCUUGA
Molecule: messenger RNA, 960 nt
Organism: Puccinia triticina
Lineage: Eukaryota; Fungi; Basidiomycota; Pucciniomycetes; Pucciniales; Pucciniaceae
Exons: 4
Coding region: 1-960 (319 amino acids)
Biological process (GO): GPI anchor biosynthetic process
Cellular component (GO): endoplasmic reticulum membrane
Source: RefSeq, a predicted model, not a curated record